This is a messenger RNA of Cottoperca gobio, 4180 nucleotides long. It is a transcript of the gene cep120, whose product is annotated as centrosomal protein 120. The coding region runs from base 194 to 2803 and encodes 869 amino acids. NCBI's taxonomy places the organism in Eukaryota, Metazoa, Chordata, Actinopteri, Perciformes, Bovichtidae. The record is from RefSeq and is a predicted model, not a curated record. The transcript has 19 exons. Gene Ontology annotation, biological process: positive regulation of centriole elongation; interkinetic nuclear migration. Gene Ontology annotation, cellular component: centrosome.
GGGUGGCGCCAAAGCUUGACAACAAAGCGGUUUGCUCCUUUCAACGGACACUCAGCGUCCAAGUAAACAAAUGAAAUCUCUGCUCUGUUCAAAUGUCGUGCCCACAAGUGAGUUUCUGAAGUAAAUUAAAGUGUAAAGAGGAGUUUGAAUAAACAGUUCAACAGCUUCCCGUUAAAGUUGUACAAAUGUCAUCAUGGCUUCAAAGACAGACCAACUUCUUAUCGUUGUGUCCAUCCUGGAAGGUCGUCACUUUCCGAAGAGUCCCCGGCUCAGUCUGGUGGUGCAGGCGAGCUUCGAUGGAGAGCAGCUGGCCACAGACCCAGUCGAGCACAGAGACCAGCCGCUGUUCAGCACCGAGCUGGCCUGGGAGCUCGACCGCAGGACGCUGCACCAGCACAGACUGCAGAGAACUCCCAUCAAGCUUCAGUGUUUUGCCGUCGACUCUGUGAGUAAGAAGAGAGAGAGUGUCGGCUACAUCGUCCUAGACCUCCGGUCUGUACAAGAGGUCAAACAGGAGCCUCGCUGGUAUCCGUUGCUGAGCAGCAAAUACACCAAACAGAGACCGGCCCUCCUCCUCAGCAUGGCGCUGGAGAAUGACGCCAAGCCCUCCGAACCCUCUCCUGAGAGGUUCAAAGCCAAGAAGGCCCCGCCCCGGCAAGGUUCUCCUGCAGUAACUGACCUGCUGCCAGAUCAGCUGGAGGCCUCGCUGAUCCCAGACCAGGGCUACCAUCAGGUCGGACCUGCAGAUCACUGCUGUGACAUGUUCGUCCUGUCCGUCACUGUGGCUUUUGCUACUAAACUAGAACAGUUGAUCCCCAGCACCAUGAAACUGUCAGCGGAGGCGUCUGGGUUCUUCUUCUACUACUCUUUACUGGGGAACGACAUCACCAGCGAGCCUUUCCUCAACCUCCUGAGCCCCGACUUCGAGCCGGAGCGCGCCUCUGUGCGCAUCCGCAGCAGCAAACAGAUCCUUCAGACCUUCCUGUCUCGGCAACCCAGUUUACAGAUCUACCUGUGCUGUGGGAAUCACUCUCUGGGCAGCACAGACGUUUCUCUCUCAGCUCUGGCUGCUGUGUCUGUGGAUCUGGAGAACAAGGCUGCGACGGUGGAGGGAGCAUUUAUACUCCAACCCCCUAAACACACCAAACAGGCGCUGCCCGCUCUGCCUGCCGACCUGCAGCCGACGGUGGGAGUCGCUGUUACCCUGAGGAGGGAGGAGGUUACACCACAGUCUUUAGGGAAUAAAGAAGGAAGUGGAGCUCCGACACACUCCAACCCUCCUCCCUCUGUUCCUCCUGCUGUACAGAGACCUCGAAGUUCCUCUCCGCUCCGGAAACCUCCCGACUCUUCUUCUCCUCCUCUUCCUCCUCCUUCCUCUCAUACAGAGAGCGAAGCAGAGAGCCUGCUGGAGGAGCUUCAACGUGGCAAAGAGCAGGCAGGACUGCUGGCAGACCUGGAGGUUCCUGUGCAGCUGCAGACUCAGACUGAAGCUACAGCAGAAGGUGGAGCACCCUCUGUCAGUGUCUCUGCUCCCAAAGUGUCCAUCCCCUCCUCCGCCCAUCACUACUGCUUCUCUCUGGACCUCCGCAGCCUGGGAAGCCUCAGCCUGACACACCCCAUCGCUGUGACGCUCAGGUAUUCGUAUCAGUUCUUUGGCAGUGCAGCUCCCAUCAUGACCAACCCUCCUGUGGAGCUGCAGAGGAACAUGGAGGCGUCUCUGCCUCAGUCCUACUGCGCCUUCGACUUUGCCGCUCUGCCACAACAACUGCAGGACACCUUCCUCGGAGUUCCUCUGGUGGUGGAGGUUUGGCACAGAGACUCCACCAGCAGAGACCAGCUGAUCGGACGAGCCUCCAUCCAGCUGUCUCACCUGCUGAGCUCUGAGAGGAGCAGACUCCUGGCAUCAACAGGAGAGCAGAGCUGGAGACAAACUCACCAGGACCGCAUCCCCGUGUUCAAAACACAGCGUCCCAGUGAGAAGGUGGCAGAGUUGAGCUUUGUGGCAACGCUGGAGGACCUGGGGUUGGUUAAAGCCAGAGAAGUCAUCCUGUAUGACUCUUCACAGGACGAACCUGCAGUCCCCAAACAGCCGUCCUCCCACCCUGCUGCUCCCAGCCUGAACGCCCCCCCGCAGGGCCCCACGGCCCCCAGAGACACCCUGGAGUACCGCACGGCCCUGGAGCUGGAGCUGUGGAAGGAGGAGCAGGAGGAUCUGUUCGAUGAUCAGCUGAAGAAGAAGGAGCUGAGCCACAUGCAGGCUCUGGCAGAGGAGUGGAAGAGCAGAGACCGAGAGAGAGAAGCUCUGGUCAAGAAGAAGGAGGUGGAGUAUAAUCUGUUGGAGGAGCAGCUUCAGAAGACUCUGUGUGAUCUGGAGAAAAGAGAGAAGCAGCUGACUGAGGCCGAGCUGGAGACUCAGAGGCUGCAGAGGGAGCUGCGAGCUGAACACAAUCUGACCCAGAGGGAGCUGCAGGAGAGCAGCAGGAGGCUGCAGCAGGAGUGUGACCACCGGGGGGCGAUGGAGAGAGACAAAGUCCGACUGAUGGAGGAGGAGCGAGUCCGGCUGCUCCAGCAGAUUGCAGACGGUGAGUCUCGGUACAAGCAGCUGGAGAAAGAGUUCCAGCUCUGCAGAGAACAACAGAACAUCAGACCUGAGUUCAGACUGCAGUCAGAGAUCAACUUACUCACUCUGGAGAAGGUGGAGCUGGAGAGGAAGCUGGAGUCCACCACCAAGUCCAAGCUGCACUACAAGCAACAGUGGGGGCGCGCCUUAAAGGAGCUGGCCAGAUUCAAACAGAGCAGGUGAGGUGUCAGAGCAGGACACCCCAGGUGUGGAGCUGCCUCCCCUUCAGUCUGUCAGCUCUUUACACAAAACAGACAUUAUAUUUGUAUCCAUAUUUUCUGUGGUUUCAGCUGUUUUGCAGAAACUCAUUUGUCUCUAAUGCGUCCCGGUCGUCCCCUUUCGUGUUUGGAACCGUCACAUCCCCAAAAAACCUCUGUGAGAAACUCCCCCUGAACUCCCACAGGUGGAGAGCUGCUCAGAAAACUACAUCUGAGCGGAGUAAAGUGUGUCUGUACGAGCCGUCCUCCCCCAGCUGCUCGGGACAGUUGACCUCUGAAAGUGGAGGCGAGUAAUGGAGGGAAGUCGACGAGAGUGUGGGGGAGGAGAAGUCAUUCUCUGGUCAUCCACCCCAAACAUCACAGACUGUGAAACCUGGAUCCUGCUCUCCUGGACACUUUAACAUCAUUUGGCCAGUUUGGAUUGGGCGCUAGAGUUGCGUCGAUUUUUCCGGUUCGCUGUACGAGGUUUAACCGCUUUGGUCCAAUUUCUUUAAUAUCUUUGAAGAACUCCAUUUGUCUCUAUUUUGUUAUUCCAGACCAUAGACGUGUGUGUGUGUGUGUGUGUGUGUGUGUGUGUGUGUGUGUGUGUGUGUGUGUGUGUGUGUGUGUGUGUGUGUGUGUGUGUGUGUGUGUGUGAUAUACAAGGACUCACCAUUGAUCAACAGCAUAAAUACUUUUUCAAGUGUUUGUAGGUUGUACACUAAAUAAAUAAUAAAAUAUUGAAUGUGCCGAUCUGAACUGUAUAUCAGCGAUGCGACUACGUAAGAUUUGUGAUGAAGAAUACUCCUAAUAUGUUGAUGGUGGGGAAUUUUUAUUAUCGAGAUAAUCAUAAAUAUUUGUCACAUGAGUGAAAAUGUGUGUAGCUCGCUAUCACUGUAGAGAAGGGAAUUAUUUUAAAUACAGGAAUCAUCAUGUGAGGAAGAACAGACUCACACAAUGUUGCUCUUAAUAAACAAGUAUUAAUGAUUUAUAAUUACCUCAUUUAACAUUGUUUUUCUUCACUAAAUGAUAUUAAUAUACCAGUAUGAUUUGGUGCCAUUUUAAGAGUUUAAAGCACAUUUUGAUGAUUAUCACAUGUAUGAUAACUGUGACAUGAUGCCUACAGUAUACACAUGUGUACAUGUCUAUAUGCAGCAUGUAGGACUUACAUAGACAGUGACGGGGCAUUGGGACAUGGACAUGUUGAAAAGAGCAUUUAACUGUAAAAAUAAAAUGAUGCGUUCUUGUUGUGUUUGCAGCGUUCCAUCAGUGUGUGUGUGUGCGCGGAGAGUCCUCAGCUGCAGCUGCUGGGAGCUUCCUGACGUAGCUGUAAAAAAAAAAAAAAAAUGCUUCAAAGUCUUGA